Molecule: messenger RNA, 1215 nt
Organism: Melanotaenia boesemani (Boeseman's rainbowfish)
Lineage: Eukaryota; Metazoa; Chordata; Actinopteri; Atheriniformes; Melanotaeniidae
Gene: ap1s3b
Product: adaptor related protein complex 1 subunit sigma 3b
Exons: 6
Coding region: 142-612 (156 amino acids)
Biological process (GO): intracellular protein transport; vesicle-mediated transport
Cellular component (GO): intracellular membrane-bounded organelle; membrane coat; AP-1 adaptor complex
Molecular function (GO): clathrin-cargo adaptor activity
Source: RefSeq, a predicted model, not a curated record
UAGACAUUGUUCACGCUGACCGCUCUAGACGAAGCAUACCUACAUUAUGUUUUCAGCCGGACUGUUUGGCCCUUUGUGAGGGUUAAAGGGCAUAUUUUCUCAUCUUCUGAUAACGUUUGUAGCACUUGGAGCCGCGUCAAAAUGAUGCGCUUCCUGCUGCUCUUUAGUCGCCAGGGGAAGCUGCGCUUGCAGAAGUGGUACACUCCCAUGCCAGAACGUGAGAAGAAGAAGAUCAUCAGAGAUAUGACCACCAUGGUGUUGGCACGGCAACCACGUUCCAGCAACUUCCUGCAGUGGAAAGACCUGAAGAUAAUUUACAAGAGGUAUGCAAGCUUAUAUUUCUGCCUGGCUGUAGAAAAUCAGGAGAAUGAGUUACUGGGCCUGGAGGUUAUUCAUCGCUAUGUGGAGCUGCUGGACAAAUACUUUGGCAAUGUGUGUGAGCUGGACAUAAUCUUUAACUUUGAAAAGGCCUAUUUUAUCCUGGAUGAGUUUUUAAUGGGAGGGGAGAUACAAGAAACCUCAAAACAGAUUGUGAACCGUUCCAUUGAAUCCUCAGACAUGUUACAGGAGGAUGACAGCAGUGAGUGGUAUGAGGUGGAGCUGUUUGGAUGACCUUGAAUAUGGACAGACAGACUUUGGAGGAGUAUAUGAGCAAACCUGCAUUUUAACCUGUGGGAAAAAAGGACACUAAUGGAAGGGAGGAGUUCAAGAUCCUGAUUUACUGUGUAUGAGUCAAAGGAAUUUCUGACAAUGAAUUUAUUUUAGCGCUGCUGAAUAUUUUCCAAAGAGCGCUCACUGUGUGCCUGAAGGGUGGGGUGGGGUGGGCAUUGUUUUUUACACUGAUUGCUAUUAGUAAAGGGUGAGGUAUGAAAAUCAUAUCAGUGGGGUGAGUUUAAUUUAAAACACUGUUACGUUAAUAUUUAAAUAUUCUCCUAAUAUUUUAGAAUAGAAUCAUUUUAUGAUAAAAACUGUUUGAUUUAGAACAACUGUGCCUCUUUGAUACUUCACCUAGUUUUUCACUGCACGUCUCUGUCUUACCUGCUUUUUCACCAAGAAAAAAACUGAUUGUCACUGAUUUCCUGCACUUCUUAAUCUGUAUAUAAUAAACAUGUCUGUGUUAGAAUAUUGGUCUAAGGAGCAGUUACCAGUGUGGGUGUCAGUCCAUUUCUUUCUUUGUUGAUACAAUGUAGUGAAUAAAAUGUUUAUUUUGAUAAA